AUGAAUAUUUUCAAGAAGAAAACCUCGGCCAAAGAUGCUCUUAGGACGAGCAAAAGAGAAAUGUCAGUGGCCACAAGAGGCGUUGAACGGGAGAUUGCAGCCCUGCAAAUGGAGGAGAAAAAGCUGGUGGCAGAGAUAAAGAAAACUGCAAAAACUGGAAAUGAGCCGGCAACUCGGAUCUUAGCUCGUCAACUUAUUCGUCUGAGGCAGCAAAUCACUAAUUUACAGGGAACACGUGCACAAAUAAGAGGUGUAGCAACUCACACACAGGCAAUGUAUGCAAGUACAUCAAUUUCUGCUGGCAUGAAAGGUGCAAGUAAAGCAAUGGCAGCCAUGAACAAGCAAAUGGAACCAGCAAAGCAGGCAAAAGUGAUGAAAGAAUUCCAGAAGCAAUCAGCCCAAAUGGACAUGACGAUUGAGAUGAUGUCAGAGGCUAUUGAUGAAACUUUGGAUAAAGAUGAGGCAGAAGAGGAAACGGCAGAGCUCACUAAUCAGGUGCUUGAUGAAAUUGGUGUCGAUGUUGCCUCACAGUUAUCUUCAGCUCCUAAAGGCCGGAUUGCAAUGAACAAUAAGAAAGUUGACAAUGCUGCAAGAGCUGAUAGAACUCCAGCAAACCCUCAAGUUGAUGAUCUGGAGAAGAGGUUGGCAUCCCUGCGACGUCUCUGAUUAGGCUAAAGAUUUGGAACUGCAAACUGCUAAAAGAUGUGGAGCUGUGAAUACAAUGGAAAAAUGCGGUGGAACUCUUUGCUGCUUUUGCAUGUUGAUGAAAUAGAUAAAAAAACCAGUGGGAAAGAGCAUAGGAGAUGGCACCAGCUAUGCACAAGUGACAUGUAGAAGCUACUGUUAAGUUGAUUCAUUUAUCAAUUGAGGUUCCAUUCACUUGCA
Messenger RNA from Elaeis guineensis (African oil palm), 885 nucleotides. Its product is annotated as vacuolar protein sorting-associated protein 2 homolog 2. NCBI's taxonomy places the organism in Eukaryota, Viridiplantae, Streptophyta, Magnoliopsida, Arecales, Arecaceae. The record is from RefSeq and is a predicted model, not a curated record. Gene Ontology annotation, biological process: vacuolar transport.